Molecule: messenger RNA, 876 nt
Organism: Limanda limanda (common dab)
Lineage: Eukaryota; Metazoa; Chordata; Actinopteri; Pleuronectiformes; Pleuronectidae
Product: inactive phospholipid phosphatase 7
Exons: 2
Coding region: 1-852 (283 amino acids)
Cellular component (GO): nuclear envelope
Molecular function (GO): sphingosine-1-phosphate phosphatase activity
Source: RefSeq, a predicted model, not a curated record
AUGCCCUCCGCUUGCAAUGUGAGGUCCAGGGCUCGGGAGAGGAACAACGUCCUGAGCAGACCCGAGUUCAUGUCCUUGAACCAGCCGCUGCCCCCCCUCCGCGGGCCCGGGACCUCCGAGGGCCGAGGCAGCACCCGGCGACAGGGCCCAAGCAAGCCGCAAGCCAGCCAGCCGAGCGAGGAACCUACCGACCCCGGCAGCAAGAUGCCGGAGGAGGACUGCAUGCAGCUGAACCCUUCCUUCAAGGGGAUCGCCAUCAACUCCCUCCUCGCCAUUGACAUCUGCCUGUCCAAGCGCAUGGGGGUGUGCGCCUACACGUCGUCCUCGUGUGGAGGCUGCCGCUCCAUGGUCACGCUCCUGGCGCUCACCGGGCAUGGCAUCACGUGGAUCAUUGGCACGAUCGUGUGUCUCACCCGGAGUCACACUCUGGCCGGACAGGAGGUCCUGGUCAACCUGCUGCUUGCCCUCAUCCUUGAUGUCAUGACGGUGGCUGGAGUCCAGAGGCUGGUGAAGCGCAGGGGUCCCUGGGAGAUGAUGCCGGGCUUAAUGGACUGCAUCGCCAUGGACCUCUACUCCUUCCCGGCGGCUCACGCCAGCCGAGCCGCUUUGGUCUCCAAGUUUUUGCUGUCCCACCUGGUGCUGGCGGUGCCGCUGCGCAUCCUGCUGGUGCUGUGGGCCUUCCUGGUGGGCAUUUCGCGAGUGCUGCUGGGGAAGCACCACCUCACCGACAUGGUGUGCGGCUUUGCGCUGGGCCUGCUCCACUUCAGCCUGAUGGAGUCGGUGUGGCUGUCAUCCAGCACCUGCCAGACUCUCAUUUCAAUAAGCACAUUCAGCUGGAGCCCUUUGAUCUGAGCUCCUGAUAAAAAGCUAUGCUUG